AUGGCUGACAGAUUCCCCUCGCUGGAGGAGUUCGACUCCGGCGCCCAGACAGAGAUCAAGGAAGGCUCUGGAAGCCCCUCAGCCACCAACUUCCUCGAGCGUGAGAAGGCGCUUCUCGGCGACGAUGCCAACCAGUUUGCGACAGUUGAGGAUGCCGAUUUCGACGAUGACAACGACCUCCUAGGGGGUGGCCUCGACUCCUCGGCUGGCGCCGGCGCCGGUAUCGAGACUGACGCCGCUUUCGAGAGCCAGUUCCCCGACCUUUCCGCAGGCAACGAGUCUGUUGCGCCAGGCGGCACCAUCACCGGCACCGGUCCUUCCGUGUCCUACAACUCCGGAUAUGCGCCAUACGCCGAGGAGGAGCAAGAGCCCGAGGUGAUCAAGGAGUGGCGCGAGAAGCGUGAUGCGCAGCUUGCCAAGCGCGCGGAGCAGUUCGCCGCCCAGAGAGCCGAGACCAUCGCGGAGGCCCAGAAGAACAUUGACGAUUUCUACGAUAACUACAACACUAAGAAGGAGAAGGCGAUUGCGCAGACCCGCAAGGAGGCCGAGGAGUUUCUUGCCAACCGCGAGGAUACCACAUCGGGAGGCACGAGCUGGGAGCGCAUUGCCAAGCUGGUUGACGUUAGCGGCAAGGGAGCUAAGGGCGGUGCUGCUGGUUCCGGCAAGGAGCGUUUCCGCGAGCUCCUGAUAAGCCUAAAGAAGGACGAGAAGGCCCCCGGUGCCUCAGGAAUCUAA
Sordaria macrospora k-hell is the source of this 735-nucleotide messenger RNA. RefSeq lists its product as uncharacterized. Gene Ontology annotation, cellular component: clathrin coat of coated pit; plasma membrane; clathrin coat of trans-Golgi network vesicle. Gene Ontology annotation, biological process: clathrin-dependent endocytosis; intracellular protein transport. NCBI's taxonomy places the organism in Eukaryota, Fungi, Ascomycota, Sordariomycetes, Sordariales, Sordariaceae. Gene Ontology annotation, molecular function: clathrin heavy chain binding; structural molecule activity. The record is from RefSeq and is a predicted model, not a curated record.